GCAAAAAUUUCAGUUGAAUAGAUACUGUGGUCGUGGUUGCAUCGAUCUCUGAACAGAAAAAUAAAUUCAAGUUAUAAAUUAUAAAUAAUAUAAAAUACAUUAAAUAUUUUAAGCCAUAUAAUGAAAAUAUCUAAAAAAAUAUAACUUACUUGUAUUUAAUUUCAACAAAAGAACAAUGCAAAUGUAAUAAUAAAAAUAAUUACAAAAGUAUAAAUGUAUAACAGCAAUACAAUCUAAGAUAAAAAACAACAAAAAUUAAUAAUAAAUGCAUUAAAUAAAACCAUAUGUUAACUAAAUUACAAAACAAAAACCAUUCCUUGCGGUUUUAAAUAUUUUAUUUUCAAUUUAACGCACAAAAACUGUCACAUAAAAAUUUAAACAAAAAAAUACGGUAAAAUUUACAGAACACGAAAAUAUAUUUUUACAUACAAAGAAGAAAUCAAAUCAAAUAAAAAAAACGUUUUCUCAUGUGCCUGGUUUUGGCAAAUUGUUGACGUAAAAUAAACUACCGCCAACACUAUUUUUUCUUCAAUACUGACAAUUUUCUUUUAUUAUUUUCAUUUUGCUGUGUCCAUUUUUGUUGUUUAAUGUUUUUCUUUUAUUCGGGUUCAAAUUUGUUGUAAAUCACAAUUUCGGCAAAUACAUAUUUGUUGUGUUUGUUUUGCAGUGACAGUGACAUUCAAACUUAAAAGAACAACCGUUAGUUUGUUGUUUUUUUUUCUUUGCCAAUUCGUUUGAUUUGUUUUUGGGAUAACAUUAAUAAGUGCCGAAAUUUUUCGUUUACAUAUUGUUUAUAAAGUGAAUUGUUAAAGUGUUUCGGUUUCCUAAUUUACAUUACAUUGUAAAUACUUGUUUGUUAGUGUAAAUAAUAAUUAAGUGUACAUAAAACAGUUAUGUCUAAUACGGAAAAACAGGGUGUAAGCAGAAUAAGAAAUUUCUUAUCAUGUCGCCAGGUCUUAAACAUUUUAACCAUGUUCGGCUUUAUGCUGAACUAUGCCCUGCGUGUAAAUCUAACUAUUGCCAUAGUAGAAAUGGUUAAACCCGAAAAUCUCACAAUCUCCAAUACAACAGGCCCAACAGUAACAACGUUUUUAGACAACUCAACGUCAUCAGCUGCGGCAAUGACAGCUAAAGAUUUGAAUGCAAUAGUUGAUGAUAAAAAUGAUGAAAAAUUUCCAUGGGAUUCAUAUCAACAGAACUUUGUACUCGGUUGCUUUUUCUGGGGUUACAUACUGACAGAGUUGCCGGGUGGUCGAUUGGCUGAAUUGAUUGGUGGUCGUCGGGUAUUUGGUCACUCCAUGUUAUGGGCCAGUUUAUUGACUUUGAUAACACCGCUGGCAGCUCAUUUGAAUUAUGUAGUGCUGAUAGUAGUACGUGUAGUUUUGGGUUUUAUGUUGGGCGCUUCUUGGCCGGCCAUUCAUCCUUUGGCCGCUGUUUGGAUACCACCAAUGGAAAGAUCUAGAUUUAUGUCCAAUAUGAUGGCUUCCUCUUUGGGUGCAGCUAUAACUAUGCCAGUUUGUGGUUAUCUCAUUUCGGUUUCCGGCUGGGCUAGUGUUUUCUAUUUGACUGGUGCUGUUGGUCUUUUGUGGUCGAUCUGUUGGUUCACAUUUGUCUACGAAACCCCAGCUACGCAUCCUCGCAUUUCGGCGGAGGAAAGACGGGAAAUUGAAGAAGCCAUUGGUACAUCGACCUCUAAGAAACGUCCCAGCUAUGUGCCCUGGGGUGAUAUGUUGUGUUCGCCCGCUGUCUGGGCCAUUAUCAUAACACAUGGCUUAGCAGUGUUUGGUUUCUUUACCGUCAUCAAUCAAUUGCCCACAUUUAUGAAACAAAUAUUGCAUUUUGAUAUUAAAAAGAAUGGUCUAUAUUCGUCCCUGCCUUAUCUGGGUAAAUAUGUUAUGGCAUUGAGUUCAUCAGUAUUUGCCGAUUAUCUGCGCAAGAAGGGUACCUUGAGUACAACAGCAACGAGAAAAAUAUUUACUGCUUUCGCUCUAACCGGUCCCGGUCUAUUGAUGGUAGCUCAAGUAUUCUUAGGCAGUAAUGCGUUCUGGUCAGUUACAAUAUUCACUUUGGCCUUGUUUACCCAUGGAGCAGUUACUCCCGGCUAUUUGGGCAAUGGUUUGGAUAUUGCACCCAAUUUCAGUGGCACCAUAUUUGGUUUAGCAAAUACUCUCUCCUCAUUUGGAGGUUUCCUAUCAACAUGGAUGGUGGGAGCUUUAACAUAUGAAGAUAAAUCUUAUCAUCAAUGGCAAAUUGUAUUUUGGAUUUUGGCAGCUACUUAUAUUUCAGGUGCUGUGGUGUAUGUCGUUCUAGGCAGUGGUGAAUUACAGCCCUGGAAUAAUCCUCCCGAGCGCAAAAAAGUUUCCGAUGUACAUGCGGAGGAAGGUGUACCUUUAAAGAAUGAAAAGAUUACAAAUUAAUUUUAAGCAAAAAACUGUUUUAUCUUGUUUUUUUUUUAAUGUAUUAUACUAAACAUUAGUUUUUUUAAUUAAGUAAUAUUUUCAAAAAAAAACAAAACCUUAAAAAAAAUUAAUAAUAUAUUAGCAACAAUUUAAUGAAAAAAAAACUGUAAAAAGAAAUAUCUAAGUUUAUACUUAAAAACCAAGUCUUUCACACAAAAACCCACCUUAGAAACUACUUAAAAAACGCUAUACAUACAUAAAUAUUAAAGAAAAAUACUUGCCUUAAAUAUGUAUAUGAAAAGGGAAAUACUUUUUUUUUUUAAUAUUAAAGACAUUAUUUUUUAGUAACAUUUCACUACAAAUUAAUUUAAAUUUAGUUUUAGACAUUUACUUAAACAAAAAUGCCGAGGGAAUCUCUCUUUUUUUGGCAAAUCAUUUUCAUUUUAAAAAGUUUUCUUUAUUUUUAUUAUAUUACAACCUUAUUUUUUUAUUAUUAGUGUAAAGUAAAAUAUAUUUUCUAAAAAUUAGAAUUGUUUUAGUUCAUAAAAUUUUUCUUUUUUUAAAUUAACUUAAGGAAAAUAAUUCUGUAUUUGGUAAACUGAAAAAAGCAGAAACAUAUUAACAAUAUUACGAUAAAUGUGCAAUUAAUUUUUUAAUUGAAAAGUUACCAACAACCGAUUUUGUUAAUUGCGAAUAUAACAAAAAACAAAUUUGUUUUGAAACAAUAAUCCUUUUAAAUAAUUCAAUACUCAUAAUUAUAAUUUCAACUUCGAUGCAGCCCAAACUCAAGCAGUAAUUCAAAGGAUUAAUAAUAUAAACUACGUUUUUGAUUUCAAAUAUUUGCCUCAAUCUGAAAAACCAUUAACUAGUAAUUUAAAACAAUUACAGUAUGAAAAUGUUUCAUGCUUUUUUCUGUUUACUUUUCUAUUUAAUUUUCAAUAUAUGUAAACAAAUUACUACUUAUUUUCUUUGUAGUAAUUAAAUAAUAGCAAUCAGUUUUUUUAUGUUAAAAUACUUGUUGUUCAAAAUUUUUUAUUAAUAAUUGCUAUUUUUGGUAGCAUUUUCUUCAUCUUUAUUUUUAGUUUAUAAUAAUUAAAAUUUUACUAAUACAUACGUAAAUUAAUACAAUAUUAUAUGUAAUUAAAUAUUUUUAGUUUUUAUUUUGUUUAAAUCAAUCUUUAGGUACUUUUAAAAUGUUAAACUUAUAUGUAUGUACGUAAUAAUUGUGUAUACGUUUAAUUUAAAUAUUUUACUUUACAAUUAAUUAUAAUUUUAUGUAAUUAUAGAGUUAUUUGAAUGCUGUGUCAAAAAUAAAGUUAAAUAAACCACAAAAAA
This is a messenger RNA of Calliphora vicina (urban bluebottle blowfly), 3734 nucleotides long. RefSeq names its product sialin. The transcript has 8 exons. The coding region runs from base 894 to 2417 and encodes 507 amino acids. Gene Ontology annotation, cellular component: membrane. Gene Ontology annotation, molecular function: transmembrane transporter activity. Lineage: Eukaryota; Metazoa; Arthropoda; Insecta; Diptera; Calliphoridae. The record is from RefSeq and is a predicted model, not a curated record. Gene Ontology annotation, biological process: transmembrane transport; monoatomic anion transport.